AUGGCGAGACUGCCCAUCGCCCUGGCGCCCACGCGCGCCUCGUGCCUCCUUUCCACAACCACCACACAAACCACGACGACAUCCUCCCUACGCGUGCACGCCCGCCACGCCACGUUCAUCGCGCGCCCGCGCCGCCCCUACAAGUUUACGCAAAUGGUGCGCCUCUCCGACGGCUCGACCUACACCAUGCGGACCACGUCGCCCGAGCCGCUGUACCGGCCGGCCAAGGACACGCGCAACUCGCUCCUGUGGCAGCCGAGCGAGAAGGCGCUGCGCAACGUGGAGCUCGACGAGGCCGGCCGUCUGGCGGCCUUCCGUGAGCGUUUCGGCCGCGGCUUCGACGCGGCCUCGGCCGCAGGGGAGGAAGGCGGCGAGGAGAGUGCUGCGCCCGAGUCCGCGACGGCGGGUGCGUCGGGCACGGGCGAUGCGUUUGCGGAUCUGCUGGCGGGCUACGCCCCCAAGGACAGCGGCUCGAUGAAGGAGAGCGGACGGAAGAAGGCGCCUCCUGGAAAGCGCAAGUGA
This is a messenger RNA of Akanthomyces muscarius, 522 nucleotides long. RefSeq lists its product as uncharacterized. Gene Ontology annotation, molecular function: structural constituent of ribosome. NCBI's taxonomy places the organism in Eukaryota, Fungi, Ascomycota, Sordariomycetes, Hypocreales, Cordycipitaceae. The transcript has a single exon. The record is from RefSeq and is a predicted model, not a curated record. Gene Ontology annotation, cellular component: mitochondrial large ribosomal subunit. The coding region runs from base 1 to 522 and encodes 173 amino acids. Gene Ontology annotation, biological process: mitochondrial translation.